This is a messenger RNA of Leptopilina heterotoma, 414 nucleotides long. RefSeq names its product replication protein A 70 kDa DNA-binding subunit-like. The record is from RefSeq and is a predicted model, not a curated record. The coding region runs from base 82 to 414 and encodes 110 amino acids. The transcript has 3 exons. Lineage: Eukaryota; Metazoa; Arthropoda; Insecta; Hymenoptera; Figitidae.
AGUACAGUUGAGUCUUCAACAAAAGAAAGUGAAAUACCACUAAAUAAUUUCAAUUUUGUUUCAAUAAAAGAAAUAAAUUUGAUGGAUGCAAAUAAAAUAGUGGACACUUUUGGAAUUAUAAGAUCGAUACAUGAAAUUGUUGAAAAUACCACGAAAGCAGGAACUAAAUUUACAAAACGAAGUGUUACAAUCGAGGAUAAAAACAAAGAUACAAUUGAUUUAGUCUUCUGGGGACAAAGAGCAGUGAAUUUCGAAGUAGCUGUAAAUACCAUCAUAACAGUUAAAGGGGCUAAAAUAAACGAAUAUCAGAAUGUCCAAUAUUUAUCAGUUUUAUCAGACACUGUAACUAUUUUCAAUGACACGAACAAUGCAGAAAUAUUAAGGUAUACGUCCAUAUUAAUCUAUAGACAUUAA